This is a messenger RNA of Prunus persica (peach), 751 nucleotides long. RefSeq lists its product as uncharacterized. The coding region runs from base 33 to 587 and encodes 184 amino acids. Lineage: Eukaryota; Viridiplantae; Streptophyta; Magnoliopsida; Rosales; Rosaceae. The record is from RefSeq and is a predicted model, not a curated record. The transcript is spliced from 3 exons.
UAGAGAUUGGAUUUGAUCGUGAGCGCAUUGUGAUGCUUCCCUUGAUAGCUAAGGGUCAUCUCAUACCAUUCUUGGCACUCGCAAAGCAAAUCCCAACAGGCCAUGCUCCUUCCAGCCACGGCCAAUUGGAGAAGGAGGAUCUCCGUCUUCGCCUAAAACCCGGUUAUAUAUCAAGCCAUGCUCCUCCAAUUUGUCAACAAAUUCUGGGUACCUCUCUUUCAUCCUUUCGUACACAAUGUGGCUCAGAACAAUGGGAGUUUCUCCCCCACUUCCAGGCUCCACUUCACAGAAGAAUACCCUUUGAGAGAAUUUCUUCUGAGGGACGGGUCAGCGGCCCACAACUAGCAGCACCGAUAUUGUUCCCAUCUUGUCUUCAAGAACCCGUAGGGGGGAGGCUUGCACUGAUAGGAAGCACUCCCAUCUGGAAAGAAGCUGAAAGCGUUGUUCGAACAGGCAAGCGUCCUGGUGAGAAUACCUUAAAGAGGGAGUUAUGGACAAAGUUUGAAGCAGCUUCUUCAAAUGAGCUUCUGUUUAAUGACUUUGUAACUCAUAAAGGCUUUCUUGAUCGAUUGGAUGAGGUUUCUUGAGAUGGAGAUUACCAAAUGGCUUUUGAAUAAAUAGUUUCAUGAUCUUAAAUUCUGAUUUGUACUAGGUGGUUCAUUUGUAUCUUUCCAAAGUAUAAGGAGCUUUGCACAUGUAAUUUUGUAUCCCUACAAGGCUACAACAUCGAACCACCCUCCCCUUUCUUCAA